Hydra vulgaris (swiftwater hydra) is the source of this 1527-nucleotide messenger RNA. The record is from RefSeq and is a predicted model, not a curated record. NCBI's taxonomy places the organism in Eukaryota, Metazoa, Cnidaria, Hydrozoa, Anthoathecata, Hydridae.
CCUCGUUUCGGUUAACAUUUUUCGAGAAAACGUUUAUUUUUAAGGAGUGAACUCGAGGCAAAUAUAAAAAGCUGCGUUUCAAACCAGGCCUUAAUUCGUUCGGGAUUUCUCUUGUCGCCUUAGCUCUGUUAAAGGACGAACUUAUAAAUGGCUAAAGAUCUAACUGAAGAGCAAAUUGCAGAAUUCAAAGAGGCUUUCUCUCUCUUUGAUAAAGAUGGUGAUGGCACAAUCACAACCAAAGAAUUAGGAACAGUUAUGAGAAGUUUAGGACAAAACCCUACUGAAGCUGAAUUACAAGAUAUGAUCAAUGAAGUAGAUGCAGAUGGAAAUGGUACCAUUGACUUUCCUGAAUUUUUAACUAUGAUGGCUCGUAAAAUGAAAGAUACUGACUCUGAGGAAGAAAUUAAAGAAGCUUUCCGUGUAUUCGAUAAAGAUGGUAACGGUUAUAUAAGUGCUUCAGAAUUAAGACAUGUAAUGACAAAUCUUGGUGAAAAGUUAACAGAUGAAGAAGUAAAUGAAAUGAUUAGAGAAGCUGAUGUUGAUGGAGAUGGUCAAGUAAAUUAUGGAGAAUUCAAACACUUGCUAAGUUCUAAAUUGAGAACAAAGAUACGAAAGUGCCGAGCCGGUGAAACUCUAACUGAAGAACAAAUUGCUGAGUUCAAGGAGGCUUUCUCUCUCUUUGAUAAAGAUGGUGAUGGCACAAUCACAACCAAAGAAUUAGGAACAGUUAUGAGAAGUUUAGGACAAAACCCUACUGAAGCUGAAUUACAAGAUAUGAUCAAUGAAGUAGAUGCAGACGGAAACGGUACAAUUGAUUUUCCUGAGUUUUUAACUAUGAUGGCUCGUAAGAUGAAAGACACUGACUCAGAAGAAGAAAUUAAGGAAGCUUUUAGGGUUUUUGAUAAAGAUGGUAAUGGGUUUAUUAGUGCUGCUGAACUAAGACAUGUUAUGACAAAUCUUGGCGAAAAAUUAACAGAUGAAGAAGUUGAUGAAAUGAUCAGAGAAGCUGAUGUUGAUGGGGAUGGUCAAGUAAAUUAUGAUGAAUUUGUUAAGAUGAUGAUGUCAAAGUAAUGUAAAAGCUUUGGUGCGAGGUUAUGUCGCGGUUAAUUUAAUACCGCAGACUAUGUAAAACGUUGCAGAAAUUAAGAUGAUUUAUUUUUUAUAUGUAUGGUGAAGCUUAAUCAUGGCUAUAGUGAAAAAAUGAGCGACACUUUAUCAAUGACAGUACAUAGUUCUUGUUUGUUUUUUUGUUUUUUUAAAAAAGUCGUUAUUCUUAACUUGUUUAUGUUCAAAUUAAAUUUUGGUUAAAACUUAAGUCUUAACCUAUUUGUAAAAGUUAAUAUCUUUUAAAGCUUUUACCUGAAUUGCUAUGAGAAAUUAAAUUUAAAAAGUAUCCUGAAAUUAGCUCUGCAUUUGAGUUUCGCGCCUUAAAAAUGUCAAGGUCUCUUUUUAUUUUAAUGGCGUUGUUUUCAAACAUCGUUUGUACUUAAAAGUUAUUAAAAAUAGAAAUACAUAUAAAUAUACUUA